GCUUCGGGUUGGAGUUUCCUCUGUUUUUCCUGCCGGGGUUGAAGAUCACCGGGGGAGCAAGAUCACGAUGGGAGCCACCAUGAGCUCGUGCUGUGGCAAUGAUGUCGAUGAAGAACGGUUUAUGGGAAGCACAGGUGCUAGCAGUACUGGUGAUGGGAUCAGGAGCACUUGGAAGAUAUUCACGUACAAAGAGCUGCAUAAUGCAACAAAUGGAUUUAGUGAAGAUAACAAGCUGGGAGAAGGUGGGUUUGGAAGUGUUUACUGGGGCAAAACCUCUGAUGGCCUUCAGAUAGCUGUGAAGAAAUUAAAGGCAAUGAACUCAAAAGCAGAAAUGGAAUUUGCAGUUGAAGUUGAGGUCCUUGGAAGAGUUAGGCAUAAGAACCUUCUUGGACUAAGGGGUUAUUGUGCAGGCAGUGAUCAAAGACUCAUCGUGUAUGACUACAUGCCCAACCUAAGUCUUCUUUCUCAUCUCCAUGGCCAAUUUGCUAAUGAAGUACAGCUAGAUUGGAAGAAACGCAUGAAUAUCAUUAUUGGAUCUGCUGAAGGUCUUGUGUACUUGCAUCACGAGGUUACACCGCACAUAAUACAUAGAGACAUCAAGGCAAGCAAUGUGCUUCUUGAUUCAAAUUUUGAGCCCUUAGUUGCAGACUUUGGGUUUGCUAAGCUCAUCCCUGAUGGAGUUAGUCAUAUGACAACCCGUGUUAAGGGCACCCUAGGUUAUCUCGCACCUGAGUAUGCCAUGUGGGGCAAGGUUUCAGAGAGUUGUGAUGUCUAUAGCUUUGGCAUUCUUCUUUUAGAGAUAAUCACUGGUCGCAAGCCAAUAGAGAAACUCCCAGGUGGUGUCAAGCGAACUAUCACUGAGUGGGUUGAGCCUCUUAUUGCCAAGUCGAGGUUCAAGGAUCUCGUGGAUCCGAGACUCCGGGGUAACUUUGAUGAGGCACAACUGAGGCAAACAAUUAAUGUAGCCGCACUUUGCGUUCAAGCUGAGCCAGAAAAGAGGUUAACAAUGAAGGAAGUGGUGAACCUUCUCAAGGACUAUGCGCCAUCCAGAUCUAAACUAAAUGGGUUGAGGAUGGAGAGUAUCAAGUAUGGUGAUGAUCUAAUGAACAUGGAUCAGAAUAGUGAGGAUGAGAAAGAGAUGGACACUGAGAGCAAUGUCUAUGGUGUUUUUGGGGCAAUGGAGGUGCGAAAGAUGACAGAUCCUUACAACAAUUAUGGUGGUGAUAGGAAGAAGAUUUUACAUGGAUGAGAGCUCCUGUUGGAACCGAUCCUUUUAAAGCUGUGUUAAUUCCUCAUUUGUUCUUGUGUAUGUUUUGCAUUUGACUUGAUAAGGAAGACCAAGAUGCAAAUGUUUACUUCCUUUGUUCUUGUCUUGGGUAUUGAGCUUUAUUUUCAUUUAAUAACAUUUAUAUGUGGUAUGUUAGUGUAGAACGAAAGAUUGUUUGCCGAAGCUUGUAUAAGAAAUUUAAUUGUUUAUUUCA
Molecule: messenger RNA, 1481 nt
Organism: Dioscorea cayenensis subsp. rotundata (Guinea yam)
Lineage: Eukaryota; Viridiplantae; Streptophyta; Magnoliopsida; Dioscoreales; Dioscoreaceae
Product: PTI1-like tyrosine-protein kinase At3g15890
Exons: 4
Coding region: 68-1249 (393 amino acids)
Biological process (GO): protein phosphorylation
Molecular function (GO): ATP binding; protein kinase activity
Source: RefSeq, a predicted model, not a curated record